This is a messenger RNA of Onychostruthus taczanowskii (white-rumped snowfinch), 1787 nucleotides long. It is a transcript of the gene CDIN1, whose product is annotated as CDAN1 interacting nuclease 1. Lineage: Eukaryota; Metazoa; Chordata; Aves; Passeriformes; Passeridae. The transcript has 13 exons. Gene Ontology annotation, cellular component: cytoplasm; nucleus. The record is from RefSeq and is a predicted model, not a curated record. Gene Ontology annotation, biological process: erythrocyte differentiation. The coding region runs from base 180 to 1112 and encodes 310 amino acids.
GGAGCUGCGGGAAGCGGCAGUCGCGGCGGCUCGUGGCUGUCUAGGCGGUCGGCCGGUAGCGACGGGUGUCCGGGGUUGCCGGGGUUCUCCGCCCCGCCAUCACUGCCCUUCUGCCUCUCGCCGCCCGGCGUGACCUGCGCCUCUCCUGCCGCCUCCGCGCAGCCCUGGCGGUGCAAGGCAUGAAGCUGAGCAAAGCCCAGUACGAUGAGAUAGCCCAGUUCCUGGGGCACGUGCAGCCCACCCGGCAGAGUCUGAGGAAGCUGAAGGAGAAGUUUCCUAGUCAAUCGCAGUCCACUCUGCUGAGCAUCUUCUCCCAGGAGUACCAGAAACAAAUCAAAAGAACACAUGCCAAGCAUCACACUGCUGAAGCUAUCGAAACUUAUUACCAAAGGUACCUGAAUGGGGUGAUGAAAAAUGCAGCUGCCCCAGUAUUACUGGACCUGGCCAAUGAGGUGGACUUUGCCCCAUCAUUGAUGGCUCGUAUCGUGUUGGAAAGAUUUCUACAAGAAAAAGAACAAACCAUCCCCUCCAAAACUCUUAUUAAUAGCAUGCUACGGGACCCUUCUCAGAUUCCAGAUGGAGUGCUAGCAAAUCAAGUCUAUCAGUGUACUGUGAAUGACUGUUGUUAUGGACCACUGGUGGACUGCAUCAAACACGCUAUUGGGCAUGAGCACGAAGUCUUGCUGCGAGAAAUGCUUUUGGAAAAAAAUCUCUCUUUCAUAGCUGAAGAUCAGCUUCGUGCAAAGGGUUAUGACAAAACACCAGACUUUAUUUUAGAAGUACCAGUAGCUGUGGAAGGACACAUAAUUCACUGGAUUGAAAGCAAAGCCUCAUUUGGUGAUGAAAGUAGCCACCAAGCCCACUUGCAAGACCAGUUUUGGAGCUACUGGAACAGGAGAAAAGUUGCCUGUGAUUCCACAUCUUGCAGUCCUGGAUUCAAGGUUUUCCUUCCACUGGGAAUUGGAAUUCGGGGCCUAUUUGGCCCUGGAUUAGUCAUCUACUGGUACGGAUUUAUUGAAGAGCUGGACUGCCAUCGUGAACGUGGUAUCCUGCUAAAAGACUGCUUCCCUACUGACAUUGUGACUCUGCGACACAGCAUGGCUCAGCGCUGAUGUUGGGAGGAAGAGGUACUGUAGCAAAUGUCUGGUACACUGAAGUCCAAAGGAACAACAUGCAGGAGCUGUCUUUAUGUGAGUUAUUUCUGAAGGAGUUUAUCAUGCUGGUGUUCAAGGAGGGGAAUCUAAAAAAAAGAUACAGCAGUGCUUCAUACUGGAUCAGUUCCACAAGACGAAUAAAACACACAAAUGGACAGAAGUUUCCUGUGUACUUGUUUUCUUGUAAGAGCCUUGUUUUUCUCUUGUUAGAACCACCAAGAUCGGAAGUUCAUUGAGCUGGGUGUUAGCCCUUUGUGAAGUUUUGAGUUCAGUCUCUUCUUUUUCCAUCCACAUCGCCACUCAGAGGAGCAAGUUGGGUCUCAGGUUUGUGCUCUCAGACCUUUCUUAGUGACAGCAGCUUGUUGGACUUGACACACUUCAGUACUCUUCUCUGUGCUAGCUAUUACUCAGGAAAGGACAAAUAUUUUAAAAUGUCAGUGAGAGAUUUGCAUGUAUGCUCAUCAUGUUCAGAUUUUCUGAGAAGAAGAGCUAUGGAAUCAGCUGUAGAAAUAAAGGUCUGAUAACAGUCUCCCUAAAGCACAAGUUGGUGAUCUUUUCCAGAAGGAAAGGGUCUCUAAAACAUUAAAGUGCAUAUUCAUCACCUUUUUUUAGGUGAAGUGAUAUGUGUGGAAA